AUGUCAAGUGUUGUUAAGACUGCUUCCACCAAGUUAGAUUGGGCCAAGAUCAUCACCACUUUGGGAUUAACUGGCCAAACUUCUGCAUCAUUGACUUCAUUCAAGAAGAGAAACGAUGAAGCCAAAAAGGAAUACAUUUCAUUGACUGAGCAAUCCACUGAAGUUGACUUCGCUCACUACAGAUCUGUCUUAAAGAACUCCAAGGUCAUCGACGAAGUUGAAAAAGCUGUCCAAUCUUUCAAGCCAAUCACAUACGAUGUCUCUAAGACCAUCAAGACCAUUGACCUUUUCGAACAAAAGGCCAUUGAAAAUGCCAAGUUGACUGCCAAGUCCGUUACUGAGGAAAUCAAGCAAUUAGAAGAAACCUUAAAGGAUAUUGAAGGUGCCAGACCAUUCGACCAAUUGACCGUCGAAGACGUUUCAUCUGCCAGACCAGACUUGAACGAAAAGGUCACUUACAUGGUUAAGAACGGUAAGUGGAACGUUCCAGGUUACAAGGAAAAGUUCGGUGAUUUGACUGUUAUGUAG
Molecule: messenger RNA, 528 nt
Organism: Dujonia railenensis
Lineage: Eukaryota; Fungi; Ascomycota; Pichiomycetes; Serinales; Debaryomycetaceae
Source: the annotation of a GenBank genome assembly